Messenger RNA from Varanus komodoensis (Komodo dragon), 1083 nucleotides. It is a transcript of the gene DDRGK1, whose product is annotated as DDRGK domain containing 1. Bases 7 to 903 code for a protein of 298 amino acids. The transcript is spliced from 10 exons. The record is from RefSeq and is a predicted model, not a curated record. NCBI's taxonomy places the organism in Eukaryota, Metazoa, Chordata, Lepidosauria, Squamata, Varanidae.
AGAGAGAUGGACCCCGUGCUGUACCUGCUGGCGGCCGCGCUGCUGGCGGCGCUUCUCUUCUUCGCCCGCCGCGUCCGCGGACAAGCGCGCGCCGGAGAUGAAGAGCACGCUCGGAACGUGGCAGCCGCCGUGGCAGCCAGACCUCAGCCCCACGCCAGCGAGCGAGCAGAUGGGAUGCCCAGACGCCGGAGGAACCUGGGCAACAGGAUGUGGGCGCAGCGCCGUGCCCAGCAGGCAGAAGAUGCCAUGGAAGAGGAGAACGAUGAAGCUGAAGCUGCCGAGAUCCAUUUUUCUGGGAAGGUUGGAGCAAAGAAACAGCGGAAGCUAGAGGAGAAGCAAGCUAGAAAAGCUCAGCGAGAGGCUGAUGAAGCAGAGCGGGAAGAACGAAAGAAGCUUGAGCAGAAGCGAGAGGAAGAGCGGCACAAAGAGGAAGAGCGGCUGCGCCAGGAGGAGGAGAAAGAGGAAGAAGCAAAGAAGAAGGCCAAAGAAGAGGAAGAGCAGCGGGAAUACGAGGAAUAUCUCAAGCUGAAGGAGAGCUUCGUGGUGGAAGAAGAAGGGGUGGAGGAGGCCAUGACGGAAGAUGAGUCACGUAGCUUCUUAACGGAACUUCUCGAGUACAUCAAGAGCGCCAAAGUCGUUCUUCUGGAAGACCUGGCGUCCCACCUGGGGAUACGGACACAGGAUGCAAUUAAUAGAGUACAAGACCUGAUGGCAGAUGGAACACUAACAGGUGUAAUCGAUGACCGGGGCAAGUUCAUCUACAUCACGCCGGAGGAGAUGAGCGCCGUAGCUGAGUUUAUUCGUCGGAGAGGACGGGUCUCCAUUACAGAACUGGCCCAGCAAAGCAAUUCUCUUAUCAACCUGGAACCUGAGACCAGAGCAGUCACUAAGGGGCUGGCAUGAGGAACCUGUCGCUAGGUUUGGGGGACAGAAAUAAAGUGCCAUAUAAAAUGGGAAACAGCUCCCCAUACCUCCAAAUGAAUAGCUAAGAAGUGUGCCUGACCUGAAUUGCAAGGAUAUAUAUCAAAUGCGAAAGCAAAACAUGCAUAUAGGAAAAAUACACAGAACAGAUACUUGUGGAAA